AUGAUGAAACGUGAAAAGGCAAAAGACGAGGAAGCGAGCGGAGCGAAUCCAUAUGCCAAUUUGGACAAAACAACAGUCUUGCAAGAGGCUCGUGCUUUCAAUGAUACGCCAAUUAAUGCACGCAAAUGCACACUGAUCUUAACCAAAUUGCUUUAUUUGCGACAGCAAGGUGAAUCUAUUGGACGUAAUGAAGCGACCGAGGCUUUUUUUGCAGUUACAAAGUUGUGGCAGAGCAAGGAUGCUAAUUUACGUCGUCUAGUCUACCUUGCUAUCAAAGAGCUUUGCGAUAUUUCUAACGAUGUAAUUAUUGUAACGAGCAGCCUUACGAAAGACAUGACUGGGCGGGAGGAUAUGUAUCGUGCUCCAGCAGUCAGGGCUCUUUGCUCUAUAAUUGAUGGGGGUAUGCUACAAGCAAUAGAACGUUAUAUGAAGCAGGCUAUCGUAGACAAGAAUCCUGCUGUUGCUUCUGCUGCACUUGUCUCCUCCCUUCAUUUGCUGAAAAAGAACCCCGAAGUUGUGAGGCGCUGGGCGAAUGAAGUUCAAGAAGCUGUCUCAUCAGAGAGCAAUAUGGUUCAGUUUCACGCGUUGGGACUUUUGUAUCAUAUUCGAAGUAGUGACAGAUUGGCAGUCAACAAAUUAGUUCAGAAAUGGAGUAAAUCUUCUCUUCGCUCGCCAUAUGCGAUAUGUUACCUAAUUCGUUUAGCUGCUAAACUAAUGGAAGAGGAUGAAGCUGGUGCCGAAAGCCCAUUGUUCCAAUUCAUUGAGUCCUGUUUGCGUCAUAAGUGUGAGAUGGUUGUUUAUGAAGCAGCUUCAGCUAUUGUCCGUUUACCAAAUACAACAUCUUCGGAACUCUCUUCUGCAGUUUCAGUUCUUCAACUUUUCUGUUCUUCUCCAAAACCAGCUUUGAGGUUUGCAGCUGUGCGGACCUUAAACAAAAUAUCCAUGAAGCAUCCACAAGCGGUAAUCUCAUGUAAUGUUGACUUGGAGCAGCUAAUAACCGACCAAAAUCGGUCUAUUGCUACGCUUGCUAUAACUACGUUGCUUAAAACCGGUGCGGAGUCGAGUGUAGAGCGUUUAAUGAAACAGAUCAGUACAUUCGUGAGCGAAAUCAGUGAUGAGUUUAAGAUAGUUGUAAUUGAAGCAAUACGUUCACUCUGCUCUCGUUACCCUCGCAAACAUGCGACUAUGAUGUCUUUCUUGGCCACAAUGUUGCGGGACGAUGGAGGUUUUGAAUACAAAAAAAGUAUUGUUGAUACGAUUACUGACAUCAUUGAGGAGAAUCCUGAUGCAAAGGAAGCAGGUCUUUCACAUCUGUGUGAGUUCAUCGAAGACUGUGAACAUGCAGUGUUAGCGACUCGUGUGCUGCAUUUACUUGGUAGAGAAGCACCAUCAACUCCUAAUCCAUCACGUUAUAUUCGUUUUGUGUACAAUCGUGUGAUUUUGGAAACAACUCAAGUUCGUGCUGCAGCAGUAACUGCUUUGGCCAAAUUUGGUGCUCAAUGUGCAGAUUUGAGAAGUUCUAUUGAGGUGUUGUUGCGUCGGUGUUUGCUAGAUACUGACGACGAAGUUCGUGAUAGAGCCACAUUCUUCCUUACUAUUUUACAGACUGGAAAUGAACAAAUUAUUGCCAAGUACAUCUUAAAUUCUCUGCAGGUUUCUGCUUCUGGCUUAGAGCAUGCUGUGGAGCAGUAUUUAACUUCUGAGGACUAUAGCGCCCCAUUUGACCUUAAAGUUGUACCUGUGUCGCAGAAACCCUUAACGGUGACAGAAAAAGGAAAAUCAGCUGUUUCACCUGAAGUUACUUCUGUCAAAAAGGAAGAGAAGAAGACUCGACUAGAGGUGUAUGCAGAGCAGUUACGCGCAAUCCCCGAAUUUGCUUCUCUCGGUCCUCUUUUCCGUUCCUCUCAGCCAGUUGCUCUUACUGAUGAAGUCACUGAAUACAGCGUAGAUUACAUCAAACAUACCUUUCCUAACCACAUUCUGUUGCAGUUUGACUGCAAAAACACGGUUAGUGAUCAGCUUCUUGAGAACGUUAGCGUCGAGUUGGAAGCACUUCCAGAUACAGAAGGAUGGCGUAUAUGUAAUGUCAUUCCUAUCCCGUCGCUUCCUUACUUAACAGUCGGAACAACUUAUACAUUGUUGCAAAUGCGUGAUCCUGAGGUGGUGACCGGCUCAUUUAGUGCGACAUUAAAGUUCAAAGUUAAAGAUGUUGACCCUGCCACUGGACAACCUGAGAGUGACGAAUGCUAUGAUGAUACUUUUGUAUUGGAGGAAGUAGAAAUUUCUGUAGCCGACCAUGUUCAACAGAUACACCGUGCGAACUUUGGUGCUUCUUGGGAACAGUAUAGCGAACAUGAAAUAGACGAGACUUUUGCUCUCUCAUCUGUUCAUACUCUACAGGACGCAGUACGAGAGCUAAUCAAAUGCGUGGGGAUGGGACCUUGUGAACGGACGGAUCGAGUACAAGAAGGCAAAAGCAGUCACUUAUUGUUGUUAGCAGGUGUUUUUAGAGGUGGCCACGAAGUACUUGCUAAAGUACGGCUCGCUUUAGAUCCUGCUGAUCAGUCUGUUACUAUGAACAUAAUUGUGAGAUCCGAUGACUCGUCAUUAUGUGGGAUCAUUGCCGGCGCGAUCGCAUGA
This is a messenger RNA of Enterobius vermicularis (human pinworm), 2640 nucleotides long. The record is from the annotation of a GenBank genome assembly. Lineage: Eukaryota; Metazoa; Nematoda; Chromadorea; Rhabditida; Oxyuridae.